UAUCAAACCCGUUCUCUUCCUUCUUUCUUUCCCUUGGCCGCUUUUUCUUUCUUUUCUUCUCUUCUCUCAUUCCAUCGCUUCUCCCUUAUUCUCUUCUAUACACAUAUUCUCUUUUACAUUCACCAUGUUGUCUUCUAAAAGGAUCAGUCUUGCCAAGGUCGCUGCUAGAGCCUUUAUUACUCCUGUGACUGUCCGAACAUUUGCCUCGUCCUCUAUUGCACGCAAUGUUAACAUCACACUCCACAAAGCCUCAUUUGAGACCUACAACUGCGAUACUCCUUCUCUGGAGGUCAACAUCUCCAAGGAGGAACUCGUCAAAAUGUACCACAGUAUGGUUAUCAUGAGACGCAUGGAGAUGGCCUCAGAUGCCCUUUACAAGGCCAAGCUCAUCCGUGGUUUCUGCCACUUGUGUACUGGUCAGGAAGCCGUUGCCGUUGGUAUGGAAACUGCCUUGACCCCUGAUGAUAAGAUCAUCACCGCCUAUCGCUGCCACGGCUUCACCUAUAUGCGUGGUGCCUCUAUUACUUCUAUCUUGGCUGAGCUUCUUGGACGUAAAGCUGGUAUCUCAGCUGGAAAGGGUGGCUCCAUGCAUAUGUUCACCCCUAACUUCUUUGGUGGUAACGGAAUCGUCGGCGCUCAGGUCCCCUUAGGAGCCGGUAUCGCUUUUGCUCAAAAGUACCUUGGUCAUAAUGCUUCCACAUUUGCUCUGUAUGGUGAUGGUGCUUCCAACCAAGGUCAGGUCUUUGAGGCCUAUAAUAUGGCCAAGCUUUGGGAUCUUCCCUGUGUCUUUGUCUGCGAAAACAACCGCUAUGGAAUGGGUACCUCUGCCAGUCGCUCCUCCGCUAACACCAGCUACUUCAAGCGCGGUGACUACAUCCCUGGUGUGAAGGUCAAUGGUAUGGAUGUUCUAGCUGUUCAUCAGGCUUGCGCCUAUGCCAAGGAAUGGACUACUUCUGGAAAGGGCCCCCUACUACUUGAGAUGGAAACCUACCGUUAUGGCGGUCAUUCCAUGUCCGAUCCCGGCACUACCUACCGUACUCGUGAGGAGAUCCAGCAUAUGCGCUCCAAUAACGAUCCCAUCACUGGCUUGAAGCAGCGCCUCCUGGAGCUCAACGUUGUUUCUGAGGAUGAACUUAAGGCCAUUGACAAAAAUGCUCGUGCUGAGGUUGACAAGGCUGUCGAAGAAUCUAAGGCCUCGCCUGAGCCUGAAUUGAAGGCAUUCUGGGAGCAAGUUUACAAGAAGGAGGCUGGUAUUCCAUUCUUGCGCGGACGUGAACCAGAGGAGACCCAUCACUUCUAAACAAACCGGAACUUUUUUUAUUUUUUACAGACGACAGGAAGAAAGGGCAGGAGGGGAAAGGGCACCAACUCAAUCACUCAUUUUAUCCGUAGAAAUUACUCGGGUGCUUAUUGCAUUCACAUAUUACAUAUUAAAUACACUUCUUUCAUAAAACAGAAUACUCAAUAUGUCCUG
Messenger RNA from Lobosporangium transversale, 1474 nucleotides. RefSeq names its product dehydrogenase E1 component-domain-containing protein. The record is from RefSeq and is a predicted model, not a curated record. Gene Ontology annotation, molecular function: pyruvate dehydrogenase (acetyl-transferring) activity. Gene Ontology annotation, cellular component: intracellular membrane-bounded organelle. The transcript is spliced from 4 exons. Lineage: Eukaryota; Fungi; Mortierellomycota; Mortierellomycetes; Mortierellales; Mortierellaceae. Gene Ontology annotation, biological process: pyruvate decarboxylation to acetyl-CoA. Bases 125 to 1300 code for a protein of 391 amino acids.